This is a messenger RNA of Laccaria bicolor S238N-H82, 1758 nucleotides long. RefSeq lists its product as uncharacterized. The record is from RefSeq and is a predicted model, not a curated record. The transcript is spliced from 2 exons. Bases 1 to 1758 code for a protein of 585 amino acids. NCBI's taxonomy places the organism in Eukaryota, Fungi, Basidiomycota, Agaricomycetes, Agaricales, Hydnangiaceae.
AUGCUCCAUCGCGCCUUUUGUCUCUUGCCCACCAGCCCCGUCGCCGCUGUGGCCACUACUCCCGCCUACGCUGCUGGUCGAGCUUGGGCACGUCAUACCCGGACUACCGUCUCAGUCGUGGUUGGCACCCGUUAUCGAAAACUGACGAGAACGGCAUCUAAGUCUACAUAUAAGCGGAAUAUCGCGGUCGCCACAGCGCCUGCCAAGUCUAGCUCUAAUUUAGCUUUGACAUCUAACGAUGUUGAAGACCUCAAUCGGUUAUCUGACUGGAAAGUGGCCGGUUUUCGACGAACCCCGCAUUUAGCUGGUAAUCCCAGCUGUCCUACAGAUGACCAGUUGUACAAGGACUGCACUCUCAAUGUCACAUAUUUUGAUCCCGACUCAUUCGCAGACUGGGACUUUGAUUCAAUUCCGGGGGUAUCUUCCCAGCCAAGGGAGAUAACUCCUGCCCAUAUUCCAAGGACAAGGCCACCGCGGCCAGGACAACCAUCGUCGAUUAUCACGAAUGCUGUUUCAGUCUCGCCUGCUGGACCGUCCUUCCGCCUAUCGCGGCCCACAACGCGGUAUGCUUUGCGGAAGAACCUCAUCUAUCUCGUUUCAAUUUGCAGACCUACCCCCAGCCUUCCUGUGCUCGUGGACUAUCACGCACUAUAUCCUGACUUGCAAACCACUUGGUCUUACAAUCUACUCAUCGCCCUUGCUCUCCGCCACGUAUCUUUUGGCGUCACACAGAUGUUGUUUACUGAAAUGCGCAGGAGCAAGAUAAAGGGAAAUUUCGAAACUUGGAAAUUGCAAGUCCGGUCGCUGAUACAAGCUGGCUUUUGGGACAGGGCUUGGCGCCAGGUCAUGGAGACCACUAACAGUCCCAUUCCAGGCAACUCACGACCACGCCAUGAAAUGCCUUUGCCCAUCUGGCUGGAGUUCUGUAGGUCUCUGAGAAAGGGCAUUCUCAGGAAGCCACCGAAAGCUCGCUGGAUCGUUAAUGAGCAACGGGAGGUCGUGCGAAAUGCAGCAGCGGAAACGGUUACUGAAGGACCCGAUACUUUGCUCCUAUAUCGUGCCCGUCAACGAUUGCUUUUUCGACAUCGCCCUACCCACAUGCCAGAUUUAGCCACUACACAUCCGAACACUAUCUAUCACAUUGUUUACCUUCUGUUGCAGUCCCAACAGGGAGAUAGAGCGUUAUUGCUCACGACCUCUUACCUCCGCGCUCUGCCUCGAAAGCUGAGGAAGAAAACCGCCAUGAGGUGUCUAGACAUUAUUCACCUCCAUAUAACGUUUAACCGGACCACAAAGGGGUUACGCAAGCUUUACGAGACGCAGCAGACUUUGAAUACUCUCCUGAAGCUACACCGCUCUCUGCGCCCCACGUCCUCUACACUCUUUUUACUUCUUUCCACUUUACGUCACGCUAAACGCUGCGGAACCGUGGCUAAUAAUGUUGUAAGGGCUUUCAAGCUGGAAUGGGGCCCUCAAGUAGAGGAUGGACGCGUCCGACGUCGUUUGGUGACACUCGCGCUUAAAGAAGGUCGCCGCGACCUUGUAAAGCACAUUGGGAAAUUAGAGACAGAGGCUUGUCGGGCAACCAGGUCGUGGACGUUUGAGAGGGAAGUUCUGGGUGGAACGCAGCGUUGGCCAUUCAAACGGGUUUUCCGAUAUCCUGGGAGAAAACUGUUUGUCAAGAAUGGAAAGGAAAGGCGUUUGUGGCACCGGGUUCAGAAACGAGCAUGGCUGAAAAUGGGGGUGAAAAUCAAAUAA